Messenger RNA from Helobdella robusta, 987 nucleotides. RefSeq lists its product as hypothetical. The record is from RefSeq and is a predicted model, not a curated record. Gene Ontology annotation, cellular component: cytosol. NCBI's taxonomy places the organism in Eukaryota, Metazoa, Annelida, Clitellata, Rhynchobdellida, Glossiphoniidae. Gene Ontology annotation, molecular function: aldose reductase (NADPH) activity. The transcript has 3 exons. The coding region runs from base 1 to 987 and encodes 328 amino acids.
AUGUACUGUUAUAAGAAUUUGUCGUCUGGUCACAAGAUGCCUGCUUUUGGAUUAGGAACUUGGCAGUCUAAACUGAAUGAAGUAGGAGAAGCAGUAGUUAGCGCAAUCCGCGCUGGUUACCGGAUGAUCGACUGUGCAUUCAUCUACGGGAACGAAGAAGAGAUUGGUUGUGCAAUCAAGCACUGUAUCGAUGAUUUGCAAUUGGUCUCAAGAGAAGAAUUGUUCAUAACCAGUAAGCUAUGGAAUACCAAACAUCGCCCAGAUGAUGUGCAGCCAGCUUUGAGGGAAUCGCUGAAGAGAUUGAAAUUGAACUAUCUUGACUUGUAUCUAAUCCACUGGCCUAUAGCUUUCAAAUCGGGCGAGGAGGUCUUCCCGACUGAUUCGAAUGGCAAUCUGAUCUACGAGGACGUUGAUUUCAAAGAGACAUGGAGGGCGAUGGAGUGUUGCGUUAAAAGUGGUUUGCUACGUAGCAUCGGCCUGUCCAACUUCAACAGCCAACAGAUAACUGAAAUUCUGAGCAUUGCAACCGUCAAACCGGCCAAUCUCCAGGUAGAAAUCCACCCCUACCUACAACAAACUAAGCUCGUCGAGUUUUGCCACCGAAACCAAAUGACGGUGACGUCAUACAGCAGUUUUGCUUCUCCUCGCAGACCGUGGCUUGAUGAGGAAACGAAGAACUCGGUUAAUUUAUUUAAUGAGCCUGUGCUUCUAAAAAUAGCAGCCAAUCACGGUAAAACUGUAGCCCAGGUGAUUUUGAGAUGGCUAUUCGAGAGGGACAUAAUCGUAAUUCCAAAGAGUGUGAACCCGUCUAGGAUCAAAGAAAAUCUUCAGAUUGAUGACUUUCGACUGACUGAGGAAGAUCUGGGGCAGAUAAAAUGUUUGAAUAGGAACCAGAGGGUCAUCCUCCCUAUGAUCGUCAACAAGGAAGGCAAGAAGGUGCCCAGGGAUAUCAGUGCCCCCAACUAUCCAUUCAAUGUUGAGUUUUGA